Messenger RNA from Symbiodinium necroappetens, 4935 nucleotides. Lineage: Eukaryota; Dinophyceae; Suessiales; Symbiodiniaceae. The record is from the annotation of a GenBank genome assembly.
AUGCCUGCGCCGGCGGAGACACCGGCUCCGGCGAGGGUCAUACGAGAUCGCCUUGGCCAGAUCGUAAGGGAGCCACCAGGUCCCCCUCCUGGAUAUGUGGCCCGGGCGCGGCAGCAAGCUGAUGAUACCUCGUCUGAGGAUCAAAGGGAGCACAGGGAGGCCUUCGACUCUGGCUCGGAAGGCGAAGCAGGUGAGGAUGGAACCAGGGUGCUGGAUGGCCCGCGGGGGCCGCCUCCGCCGAACCCUUCAUUCAUUCAGGAGGUCCAGUCUAUCUCGAUGCAGCUCUCGGCCACCGUCGCACAGGCUCUUGCCCUAACACAAGGGCAAAUUUUAACGGUCGUCCCUCCAUACUGGAGGGAUCUUCGCCGGGUGCGAGUGGAGAUCCGUGGCAUGUUACCCAACGAUACGACACAUCCACAUGUGGUGCAUCUGGCUGAUGACCGGCCUCCUGGACUUGCAGCCCUUGAAAUUCAGGCUGGCCCUGAUGGGCCAGAGGGACCGGUGAUCCCUCCACCGGGCCGUGCAGAGCCGAGGACGCCAGGGGCGCCACCUCGAAGGCGUCGCCGCUCGAGGAUGGAGGAUGGCCCUGCCGAUGAGGCUACUGGUGGCGGCCUUCCUGUUGAAGAGGCCAUCGCAGACUUGGAGCUGCGCACCAUCAUUGAUGAGCUCGAGACGGAGGAGCUUGCCCACCCCAGUGGUGCUGCCGAGGGACCUCAGGCAGACCAGGCAGACUCGGGGACGGAUGCGAUGGUUACUGGAGCAGGCGCCAUCAGUCAGACCUGGCGUAGUGAGAGGGCACAGGAGCUCCCACAGCUGGACCGAGUGGUGCAGGGUCAAAACAAAGAGUACAGUACCACGACCUUCUUGUCGGCACUGCCGGUGGCUCUGACCUUGCUUCUCUGCCUCUCCACAGUGCCUGCCUUCAUUUUCGUCGGGCUGGUCCUGUGGCUUCUGGCACACAGGAGGUGCUCCAGUGGCUACAAGACGAGGACUUUGAAUUUCAGACUCAACGACUUGGCGGGUCACAUUCUCGGUGGUUUGCAGUGCACACAGGAGGCUGACUGUGUUCGGUAUCGUGUUCUUCUGGAAGGUGGAGCAGUUGGUCAAGCAACGAGCUCGGGUAUGGCAAGGCAUUUCCAAGUGGAUAUCUCAGACCCCACGCAGACAUGGUCUUGUGUCUUGUGUCGAAGGCUUCCCACCCCCAUCGCGACCAAGGUGAUUUUCAGGCCCGAAGGACCAAACCGAUUGACGCACCAUUUGUGCCGCAUAGUGGUUGCAGACAUCGACUGGUCAGUGGCACCAUUCCUCUCCCCUCGUUGGCAGCUGGCUGAAACAACGGGCAAGCUCACCAAGCAGGCGGAGGACAUUGCUCGCAGAGAUGAAGGAGAAGUCCCCACUCUGCAGCUGGUCAGACGCCUCUGGCUCAUAAGGGCCCAUCUUCGAGACAGCUCCAGGCAGGUCUCGACCCAGCAUGCGGAACCCAGCCUUGCUGACCUCUGGGCAGGAUGGAGGCGUGUGUGCCUCCUCCAAGCUACCCAACGGGAACUUCGGCGCCGAGGUCGCCGCAAGAAGAUUGAGAGAGUGGCCAGUGUCGUUGCAUCGGAUAACGUCUUUCAAGCAGCUCGCCAGUUUGCUCCCAAAUCCAGGCGAAGGAUGCUCCAACUUCGUCGAGCUGAUGGCUCCAUCCAGACCCACGAGGAGGAGUUUCAAGACAUUCUUGACUACUUCAGGGGCUUGUACAAUGGCCCGUUGCCCUCCACGGACCACCUAUGUGAGACCAUACCGUUUACUCAGGAUGAGGUGACUCGAGCUCUUCAACGACUGGCACCUGGCAAGGCCAUGCCCGCUCUUUCCGCCCCGGCAGCGGUUUGGAAAACUCUCCACAAGACGCUGGCCCCUCUCGUCACACAGCAGCUGCAGCUGACCUUUGCGCCGGGGCCCCUGACCAUUCCUCGUGCUUGGUGCAUCAGCGAACUUGUCCUCAUCCCGAAGCCUGGAAAGGCCCUCACUUCGGUCAGUCAACUUAGACCAAUUUGUCUCCUCAGUCCUAUGGCCAAAAUCCUGGCCUCGAUCCUGGCGGAGAAGAUCGCUCCGUACGUGGCCCAAUAUCUGGACCUCAUCCCUCAGUAUGCUUAUACUCAACAUCGCUCUCUCGCUCAGGCUCUGGAGCGUGUUUGCGGACAAUGCGCUGCAGUUCGAGCACUCCUGGCGACGCACAGCAGAACGCCCUAUGCCAGGCCAGGUGGCACAGCGGGUGCGAAGGUGGCGGGUGGUCUCAUCCUCUCGCUAGAUAUAUCCCACGCAUACGAUGCGGUGAGCCGAUCCAUGCUUGCCCAAGCUCUUCAGGAUGCUGCUGUUCCCCGAGCCAUUGCCGAAGCUGUCUUAGCGGUCCACAACCAAGCCUUGAUCCAAGUUUCGCACAGAGAUCAGAAGGACACAGUUCCUCUACAUACUGGCCUGCGGCAAGGCUGCAGCUUGUCACCAGCCCUUUGGGCUUUGGUGACUGGCUGGCUUCUCCGGCGUAUCCCAGGCAUACCGGUACAGGAGAUAGCUCACUGCAACACGACAUUUGCAGAUGAUUUUCUGUUCCAUUGGCAGAUUGCCUCGAGCCGAGACCUUGAGCACACUUAUGAGAAGGUUAAGAACAUCUUGUCCUUCCUCUCCUCUCAGGGCCUGGCGGUCAGCCUCACCAAAACGGUGCUCAUGAUCGAGCUGCGAGGAUCCCAGGCAGCGGCAGCACUCCAGCGAUACACUGUACAACUUCCUGAAGGUCCUCACAUGAGGUUUGUCGUGAACAAUCAGAAACUAGACGUUCGCAUUGUCACUAGACACACUUACCUUGGUGUGAUUAUCAGCUUUCGACGUUUUGAAAUGGACACCAUUAAACACCGCUUGGAGAUUGCCAGAGGACAGCAUGCACGCUUGCGACCAGUUCUUAAAUGUCAGGCAGUUCCCCUACAACUUCGUCUCCGUCUGUGGAAGGCCUGCCUUCCUCCUAGUCUGCUACAUGGACUGGUCGCUACUGGAUUCCCGGAGACGGGAGCCAAACAGGUGCUCGCCCUGAUGGUCCAGCAGAUUCGCCAGGUGGCGAAAUCCCACAGCAUGUGGACCCAUGAGACCAACCACUCCAUCAUGAACAGGCUUGGCAUCUCCCACCCAGCUGCCCUCCUGGAUCGGGCCCUACAGAGUCUUGAGCGUGCUGAUUGUUUUCUUGGGGUUGCACUACACCCCUCUGAGGCCCAGCUCCAAUGGCGCCACAUGCUGAGGGCGCAAAUUGGACAUGCUUUAAGUUUGGGACACUCUGCUGCCUCAGUUCGUCUGGUUCCGGUUGAUUGCAUCAUACACGAGACCUUCACUUGUACGGAAUGUGGUGUUUCCUUCAGCACAGCUGCCGCCCUCAAACGACAUGUGUUUCUACAGCAUAUGGAGGAGGAGCAGCAGACUGCCAGACGUCAAGCUAUCAAGGAGAUGUCCUCGAGCUCGAACAUGGAGCAUGCAUUUAAUGGGCUCCCCUGGUGUAAGCAUUGUGACAAACGGUUCAAUAAUUGGCCCAAUUUUCACUAUCACAUCAAUGCUAGGUGUUGCCCGAUGCUCCGGGCGAUAUACGAGCAGCCUCAGCCAGGGCACACGAUCAUGUUUCUCUCAGAAGCCUUGAUUGACAACUCAGACAUUGCGGACCUCGCAGGACGAGUCACCUGGCUAGAGCUUGCUUCCGACCGUCGAGUGCGAAUGAACCUGUGCCAUUGUGUUGAAUGUCAUCACAAAUCUAUCAAGCCCAAGUGUGUGAAGAGACACAUGUUAGCAAAGCACCCUGACUUGAAGCCGCUCAUCGACAAGUGUCAGACCUUUGUUCAAAAGAGCUAUGUUGGCAUUGUGAGCCCUUGCAAGUUUUGUGGGGAGGCUUUCACUCGCUUGGUAGAAGCUUACCCCAAGCCCCUUGUGCCACCCAUGACUCCGGCUCCUGCCCACGUGGACAGUCACAUGACGGAACAGCAGAAGCUGGAGGAGGCUACGCAGGAACUUCGCCUGCUCGAGACUCUGGUACCUGCAGGAGCGGUGGGCUUCCCUUCCUUCCAGAACCUCGAGGGCCGUCACAUGGAGGUGGACAACCCGGAUCAGUACAACCAAGGGGCAGCGUUGGAAGCCGAUCGUCCACAAAAGUGGCAGCGCCAGGAGUCCAAGGGCCCAGGAGGAGGCGGAUCCGUGGGACCAGGGUAUCGCCACGGCCCAAUGCAGAAGGAGUUGCAGCAGCUGAGGACCAGGGUCGAUCUGCUGACUACCUUACUCCUUCGCCACGACAACCAGCUGGUGAUCCUCAGGCUCGACACAGCGUUCAUGCUGUUCAUCAGGACGGACAUGAAGGGCAACCUGGCGGCGAUUCUCUACCAGACCGGGCUUCAAUGGAAGCAGACCAAGGAGCGGGAGCCUUCCAAGCUCACAUCUCCGAUGCGUGUGGUACUGAUGCAGGCACUCUUGACCGCGGUGAUUACGAGGUUCGAGCAGCUGCUGGCGAGCCCGGAGGCCAAGGCCAAUGCGAUCCAGCUUGGAUGGCUGAACGAGGAGGCGACAGUCAUCAACAGCAUGCGGUGGGAUGGAGAGGCCAAGAAACAUGUCAUCAGCGACAUGGGCACCCCUCUGGAACCUCAGAAGGCCCUCGGCAUGCUCAAGGAGCUCGUUGUGCUCAGCAAGGCGGACAUGGUGAUCAACCGCUUCCAUGCCACUCGGCCCAUCACGCAGGAGAUCGAGUCGGCGGUUCUCCCGAUGAUGCUGGAUGUGGGGCUAAGGUCCCGAGAGGCCGACAAGGCGUGGCUUCUACUCAAGGACCUAUGCGGCUCGGCGGUGUGGCUAGUGGCGGGGGUGAGCAUGCGACCGGAUCGACUUCAGCGGGGACCACUCGCACAGCGACUCGCCUCGUUGAUGGAGAGACCUCGCUGA